AUGUUCGAGAUAUUUGUAAUUGAUUAUAAUGUUAAUUGUAAAAGGCAUAUUGACCAGAUAAGAAAGUACACAGGUUCUACCGUUACUGGAAGCGAAACGAACGGCGCCGGCGCACCCGCCGACUUGUCGGGUAGCCCACCUGCCUCACCGCGCGCCUCCCGCGCCUCCCCUGACCGCCCCCAGAGGCAGCCGCGUCAAACUAUGUCUUGUGACGAAUCGCAACAUUCGCAAGCUAGUGUACGAGAAGAUAAUAAUGUCGGGGAGGAGGAUGAGUGGGCAGAGGCUAUAAGUGAAGGUGGUGCUAGCGAUGGCUCAUAUGAGUCUAAUGCUCUCGUAUCACAGCCUCCGAGACCUAUACGUAGUUGUAGACGUAAGAUUAAUUAUAAGGAAUAA
Messenger RNA from Arctia plantaginis, 393 nucleotides. Lineage: Eukaryota; Metazoa; Arthropoda; Insecta; Lepidoptera; Erebidae. The record is from the annotation of a GenBank genome assembly.